UUCCGCCCCCACCGUGCCGCGUUUAACAACUCUCUUCUUCUCUCUACAAUGUACGGACACCCGGGGCUCUUCCGACCCGCCGGCGGCGGUUGUGGUGUACCGCAGCCGCCACAACAUCAACAAAUUAAUCUGCUGAACCCUAAUUUAUUCCCGAACCCCAAUCUCUUCUUCCCCCAACAAACCCCCAAUUUAUGGCCUCACUUCAAUCCCUUUCUGCAAAACCCUAACAUAUACCCACAGAAUCAGCAGCUCUUCACCAACAGUAAUUUCCCAAUUCAACUGAAUUACGACAACAACAACAAUGUUCAAGCACCGCAUCCUAAUGGUAACAAUAACAGUAGCUGUAAAUUUCCGCCACAGCACGUUAAUUCGCAAAGGGAGAUUGUUGAUGAACUCGAUAACGCGGUGAUUAGGGCUCGGGCUGAGUUGCUCGGGUCGAAUCAGAACGUUUCUUCCUGGAAAGUCUCGCAGGAGGCUUUGUUGAUGGUAAAAGCAGAGUCUUGGGAGAGUUUGGGAUUCAAAAUGCAGCAAGUGCCUUCGCUUAAACACCUAAUGAUCAUCGAAGGGAAGAUCAAUGCAUUCAUGCAUUGCUUUGUUGAGGUAAGAAGAAUUACUUCAUUGUAUGAAAUGGAAGUGGCAAUCUGUGAGAGAGAGGGCAUUGAACAGUUUGAAGAGCUGGGAUUGGGUCCCUUAUUACAACACCCACUUGUUGUGCAUUAUUUUUCUGUGCCUUCUGAUGUGACAGAAGUGUACAGGAUAAGAAACGAAGAGAUAAUUUCUUACAUACGUGAGUUUAUUGAUACUCACAAGAAAACAGAAAUUAGAGUUGAUACCUUUUUGGAUUUUAUUUGUGAGAAGCAAUCUGUCAGUAGCAGGGAAAAGCUUUGUGUUCGUGUCCAGAACUUAGGAGUAUAUAUUAAUCAUAUUAAAAAGGCGAAGCAAUCAGAAGAAGAUGUAUUAGAAAAAUGCUAUGAGAAGAUAAGAACGGAAUCUGUUAAAAAGAGCCCGAAGGGCCUACUCAUUUCCUCGCAGAAAAAAGAGACGGAUGACGAGCUUACUAUCAAGUCUUUCUCUUCUUUAAAUACCCAAUUUUGUGGCAAACACAUAAGAUUCGCUUCAUCGAGUUCAGACGAUGAUAGUGAAGCUAAUGAAUAUAAUGAGAAGAAUACAGAGAGAGAAAACUACAGUUUGCCACUUACAAAUAGUAGACCCGUCAGUAAAUGCCCCUAUCCAUCAGUAACGGAAGAAAUUAAAAGACUGGGUUCCAAAAGGAAGAGGAAACACGAGAAGAUGAGUUGCAGCGCUUCUUUGCCUCGCAAGAAAAAGAAUAAAAGGAACGUGGUUGAUGUGAUUAUCGAGCCAACAAUCGAGCCAUCAGUCGAGCCAACAAUCGAGCCAUCAGUCGAGCCAACAAUCGAGCCAAUAAGCUCUGGUACUAAGGAGAUAGGUUGUCAUCCUCUCUCCGAUGAAUCAUUAAGGAUGUUUGUUAAAACUUGGAAGGAAAUAUGCCAGGGAAGCAAUGCAGACGAGAAACUUUUUGCAGCGGUCAAAUCACUGCUGGAAAAUUGUCUUUCUACAAAAAUUGAGGAACGGACCCCGACGGUGCUCAACAUCUCAAAUUGGCCACCUGUCGAUUGGAAAACCGCCCCUGGUUUCAGUUCCACAAGUGCAUCUGGUUUGAAAAAACCAAGAGAGGGUAUUUUUGGCGACAAAAAUAUCGAACAAUCUGAUAUAUCUAUUUCUGGAAUCAGCACCGAAUUCAAUAUUGAGGUUGAUCCAAAGACAAUUGCUAUUGCUCAAGGAUCAGUUUCACCCGAUGCGGAUAUUUCCGAGACCCGGUCGAACAAUUCUAGCACUUUUAUUACAACAAAUUGUACGGACAGAGAUGAAGUAUUUGCAGAGCAGAUGCAACUUACAGGGAGAUUAGGGGAGCUUGUGGCUUCGAAAUAUUUCGUGGAUAAAUUAGGCGAGGCUUGUGUGAACUGGGUCAAUGAAAAAAACGAGACUGGCCUACCUUAUGAUAUUGUGUUGGGAGAUGAUGAAAAUACGAGGGAAUAUAUUGAAGUUAAAGCGACCAAAUCCGUGAAAAAGAAUUGGUUCCUUAUAUCAAUGAGGGAGUGGCAAUUUGCGAUCGAGAAAGGUGAGUCUUUCAGCAUUGCGCAUGUCGUUUUAGCGGAUGACAAUAUGGCGAAGGUGACUGUCUACAAAAAUCCGGCGAGGUUGUGCCAGCUUGGCAGUCUCAGGUUAUCGUUUGUGGUUCCAAAUUAAUGAGAGUUUGUCAGACGUAAUAUAUGUUUCGGUGAUCAAAUAUACGUACUUGGGUGGGCGCGAUUGAGAAAUGGGUGGCUGAGGAAGAACUCCGGUAGAUGUUGGUAUGUUAAAUUACAUAACUGCCCUUGAGACUGGGCAGUAACUUUUAUUUGUCAAUUUGAUUAUUUUUCGGCCGUCGUCCGUUUUAUGUAGAUUUGUGACAUAGAAAGUUGUACUGAUACCUGGGAACCGCAUCUAAGAUUUCUUUCUUCAUCAAAUCUUUACCCUUCUUGAUUCCU
Molecule: messenger RNA, 2549 nt
Organism: Erythranthe guttata (spotted monkey flower)
Lineage: Eukaryota; Viridiplantae; Streptophyta; Magnoliopsida; Lamiales; Phrymaceae
Gene: NVL
Product: no vein-like protein
Biological process (GO): embryo development ending in seed dormancy; root development; leaf vascular tissue pattern formation
Cellular component (GO): nucleus
Source: RefSeq, a predicted model, not a curated record